This is a messenger RNA of Notothenia coriiceps (black rockcod), 3472 nucleotides long. Its product is annotated as proteoglycan 4-like. The record is from RefSeq and is a predicted model, not a curated record. The transcript has 5 exons. Lineage: Eukaryota; Metazoa; Chordata; Actinopteri; Perciformes; Nototheniidae. The annotation marks the transcript as partial.
CCUCAUCAGUGGCCGUAGUCAAGGAUCCCAACUACAAGCCAUGCUACGUUGCCGGGACCUCUGGGCUUCCAUCUUUAGACAACAUACCCUCUGUGGCUGACUUGACUGCUUCCUUUGCUGCUCGCAAAGAGGAGCGUAUUAAACAGGAAGCUGAGAAGAAAGACAUGGAGAGGAGGGGCAAGAUGAGUGAAGAUGAGCUGAAAUGGGAGGAUGCCGGCAAAGGCAAUGAUGCUCAAGGAGCUACUUGGGGAGGAGAGAAAUCAGAGGAGAAAGAGGAGGAGAAGGAAAAGGAGGUAGAACCAGACCUAUGGGGAGCCUCCAACGAACCUAAAAACACCACAGAUCCAUGGGGGGCAAAAACUGAUGAAGAUCAGUUUUCAGCACCAAAAACCAAUGAAGAUUCAUUUGAUGUGCCAAAGAAGGGAGAAGAUCCUUUUGUGGCUCCAAAAGAUGAACCAGAUCCAUUUAAUGCGUUGAAUGAUGACCCGUUCAACGCACCAAAAGAUAGUUCAGACCCCUUCAAUGCAAGCAAGGAUAAGGGAGAUCCAUUUACUGCUCCAAAAGAUACCCCAAAAGUAGAUCCCUUCAACAGUGCAAAGGUUGAUCCAUUUAACGCUCCGAAAGAUGAUCCAUUCAAUGCUCUAAAAGAUCAUUCAUUCAAUGCUCCGAAAGAGGAUCCAUUUAACGCUCCGAAAGAGGAUCCAUUCAAUGCUCCAAAAGAUAAUUCAUUCAAUGCUCCAAAGGAUCAUCCAUUCAGUGCUCCGAAAGAGGAUCCAUUCAAUGCUGCGAAAGAUGAUCCAUUCACUGCUCCAAAGGAUGAUCCAUUUAAUGCUCUGAAAGAUCAUCCAUUCAAUGCUCCGAAAGAGGAUCCAUUCACUGCUCCAAAGGAUGAUCCAUUUAAUGCUCUGAAAGAUGAUCCAUUCAAUGCUCCGAAAAAGGAUCCAUUCAAUGCUCCGAAAAAGGAUCCAUUCAAUGCUCCGAAAAAGGAUCCAUUCACUGCUCCAAAGGAUGAUCCUUUUAAUGCUCUGAAAAAUGAUCCAUUCAAUGCUCCGAAAGAUGAUCCAUUUAAUGCUCCGAAAGAUGAUCCAUUUAAUGCUCCGAAAGAUGAUCCAUUCAAUGCUCCAAAGGAUGAUCCCUUCACUGCACCAGCAUCAACACCCCCUAAAGAAGACCCAUUUUCUGCACCAGCAUCAUCUAAAGGUGACCCAUUUACUGCCUCCACGACAUCACCUAUAGAAGAUCCUUUCUCUUCCCCGUCCAAACCUUCAAAAGAGGAUCCAUUUGCUUCUCCAACAACACCACCCAAAGAGGAUCCUUUCUCUGCACCAUCCGAACCAGCCAAAGAGGACCCUUUCGGUGCACCAACGACACCCCCUAAAGAGGACUCAUUCAGAGUGCCAUCCACUCCACCAAAAGAUGAUGCCUCAGAUCCCUUCAAUGACCCUCCAUUGAGCUCGCCCAAAGAGAGUGCAGAUGCGUGGGGAGCCCCUGCUACCUCCCCACCCUCCAGCAAGGCUGAUCCAUGGGGGGCGCCAUCUGCUCCAAAGGAAACAAAAGGCGGAGAUCCCUGGGAUGACGGAACAAGCGCCUCCUCACCAAUUGAGGAUUCCUAUGCAUUUGGAGAUGCAUCCAAACUGGACGAUGACCCUUGGGGAGCCCCAGCUGCAGCUACAAUAAGCACAGAUGAUGCGUGGGGAUCACCCGCUCCCCCCAUGGACUCCUCCACACCUAGUGACCCCUUUGGAGACGGAGCUUCUAAAAAAAGCGAUCCUUGGGGUGCACCGAGCAACGCAUCUAACGGGACAGGAAAUCGAACAGCGCUGGAAGAGAACUCGUAUAAAAAGACUGCUUCGUUUCUGGGCUCUGCAGGGGCGUCGCUUGUUGACUUGGACGAUCUAUUUUCUUCUAACCCUAAACCCAACCAGAGCCCCUUCGUCAACACGCUCGUCACCCAAACACAAGUCAUCGGCGCUUUCAAAGCCAGGGGCAUGACAUCCGGCCCUGUGGUCAGAUCAGGGGCUGUUGCUGGACUGUCCCUUCCUGAAACAUCAACCCCAUACUGCAGUCCCUUCGGUCCCUCCUUUGCUCCGUCCUUUGUCGCACCUACUCCAAAUUUUGAAGCCGCUUAUCCUGCCAGGGAAACUCCCUUAUUUCGGCCACCAUCACAUACCAUGGGAGUGUCUCAUCCUGGCUUAAAUAUGCUUCAAAAAGCUCAGGUGGCUCCUCUGUGUUCAGGAACUGGAAUGGUAAAAUCACCUUCUGUCGGAGGGAGUCCACGCAUGGAGCUUAACAUGAACCCCCUCUUUAGAGGUGUGGUGCAGUCUGGACCUCUGGGGAAUCCAUUGGCAGACCCCCUCUUAUUGGGAACAGGAAUGGGUCAGUCCAGUGUCUUUGGAGGGAUUCGCCUAACAGGCAAUGCUAACAUGGGAGGAUCCACUCAAGGGGGGGGAGCCCCCUUCCAGCCACAGUUGCUCUCAGGCAGUGGAUCGGGUGAGACGGUGCACAAAAACAACAAUCCAUUCCUGUUCUGAAAAAUGUACCUCUUUCCUGUCAAGCACUGUAUUCAAUGAAGUUGAAUGCAUAUGUGUAGCAACCAUUUUCCAAAAUGUAGCUCAAGGAUUUUAAUUUGCUUUCCCGUGCAUGCAACAGGCUGCCAUGAGCUACAAUUUCCCUCCUGUGGGGAAUUUUCUAUCAGGAUUUUUGUCAUAACUUAAAUAUAGCAUUCCUUUCAGGGACGGGUGGAGUGAAAUAUCAGGCAGACUGGAAUUAGGGAAACAUUAUUAACCCUUUUGGUAUGCUUUUGGAAAAUGACCAGUAGUUAAAAGAAUACAACUCUAAAACAUGCAUACCACUUGUGUGACCCUUACAUUAACCCAACAGCUCCUCCUUUAAGGCCUCCACACACUGGGGGGUUUGACACAUUGACAAUAGCUGAAAUGUGAAAUACUAGCCUGCUAAUAUUGUACAGUACUUUCUAGGGCUUUUAUUAUGAAAGGUAAGAACAAAAGGACUGGAUCAGGUAUGCGCUACCAUGAUAGGAGAAAACAAGUUUACACUUUUGGUUCAGUCAACCGAGCUUAUGUGUUGCUGUUAUAGUUGUUAUUAAUAGGUGCAACUCAACAUGGACUGCCCAAUGUAGUUGGAUGUAUUUCUGGGUGCAAAAGCUCAGAAAUAUUGAGGGGUAAGGAUAGGUUGAGGGAUCAGAAAAAUAAUUACAUUGCUUUUUUAUUGGCCUUCUGUGUGAAAAUAGUUAUGACAAAAACCAAUAGUUUAAAACAACACUUAAACAAAAACGCCCCCAGUGUGUGAAUGCCGACUUGCCUACCCCUGCAAUCUACACAUGAUCAACUAAUGAUAGCCAUGACUUAAAUGUAAUGUAUAAAUAGGAACACACACAAAAUAUGGGUGAAACUGCAUACUUCCUUUCAUGUCAUUUAUUGGAACAGCCAGCCGUAGUCUUUUCCAUGCACUA